GAAGACGACGGUUUAUAUAUUGGUUCUUGUGAAGAAUCUGUCGGAACCUUGAUCAAGAAAGCAGCCCUUAACUCAUACAAUGAUUAUCAUAACCUGGACUAUGACGAGAAAUCCAUUGUUGCUUUGGGUCUCAAUUCUAUCAUCGACUUGUCACAUUUUUCUACUCCUCAAAAACGCCUUUUUUCCGAUAGUGACUGGAACGUCUUGCGCAGUAAAUAU
Messenger RNA from Mucor mucedo, 219 nucleotides. RefSeq lists its product as uncharacterized. The record is from RefSeq and is a predicted model, not a curated record. NCBI's taxonomy places the organism in Eukaryota, Fungi, Mucoromycota, Mucoromycetes, Mucorales, Mucoraceae. The annotation marks the transcript as partial. The transcript has 2 exons.